AUCACAAAUCCCCAUCCUGUCUUAUGUGAGAAAAGUGCUUUUGCGAUUGCAAGAAUUGAUUUUCAAUUGUUCACUUGUUUCAGAGGGGCGUGUAGUUCGUGUCGCUGGUAGUUGUGCUGUAGUGUAGUGUGCUGUGAGCUGACUGGUGAAUGAAGGCAGUACAGUCAGUCCACGCGCACUGUGUGAUGCCCUUUUGUGGGAAAGUCCUACAAAGAGCACACAGACACACUAACAUCAGUACAGAUGGACUCAAAGAAGUAAACUGCGUGUAAAUGACUAGUUAUACAAACGGGAUAACGCGAACAAGAUUUGAGGGUGUUAGGAAAGUCGUUUUGCUUUUCAUGCAGUGGAGAGGGUUCAUUUAAGCGACUGGAUUCACUGGCUAUUGUUGUGAAGAGAGAUAGACGCGCGGACGCGCAGAGGAGUUUGGGAAAACAGUGGUUUACUCCUCUGUCUUUCUUUUUUGUUGUCUUCAGUUAUAUUUGCUGUCACGCGCGCGAGUCCGGCUGAACUGUUGUUUCCGGACACAUGGAACUGGUCUGAGACGUGAAAACUGAUUUUCUCGGAUAAGCCGUGGACUGAAUUUGGAUGCGUUUGCAAGUCUGUAUCGAAUGAUUUAUAUACUAGGUUACUUCUUUCCAAAAUGUUUCUCAGCCCUCAAGACAGAUUGACGGUUUGAAGAGCAGUGGGAGUCUGAACUUUAAAUCGGGAGCCGAUAUCCCUCUUGUCUUGAAUGAUGCCCAUAGAGAGACUCGCAGACAUGGAGGAGAAACUUCGUAUUUUGGAGGAUCUCAAUAUGAUAUACAUUCGUCAGAUUGCCCUGAGUCUAAAGGACAGCGACAUCCAGAAGAAGAUUGACUAUGAGAUCCGGAUGCGUGAGGGUGCUUGUAAACUGCUGGCCGCAUGUUCUCAGAGGGACCAGGCGCUGGAGGCCUCCAAGAGUCUCCUCACUUGCAACGCCCGCAUCAUGGCCUACAUGUCAGAGCUGCAGCGCAUGAAGGAGGCACAAGUCAUGCAACGGGUCGCACGCAGGUCUUCUGAUGCAGGUCCAAUGGAUGACCGAUCCCCAUGUAAAGGCAAAGUAGCCAUUUCAGAUCUACGGAUACCUCUGAUGUGGAAAGACACAGAUUAUUUUAAAAAUAAAGGAGAGCUGCAUCGGUGCGCUGUGUUCUGUCUGCUUCAGCUGGGUGGAGAGAUCUUUGACACAGACAUGGUGAUGGUGGACAGGACGCUGACAGAUAUCUGCUUUGACAACACAAUAGUCUUUAAUGAGGCCGGUCCAGGGUUCGAGCUGCGGGUGGAGCUGUACAGCUGUUGUUCAGAGGAGGACUACUCAGCAGGCAGCACACCGCGGAAGCUGGCCAGCAAGCUGAGCUCAUCUCUGGGAAGGUCAGCAGGAAAGAAAAUGAGGGCGGCCUUGGAGCCCGGAGCCUGCAGCGCCACUAGCAAUGGAGGAGGAGCGACAAUCCUGCUGCCUGUGCCCUCUGUACAGGGCCCCAAAUAUCAUCUUUUGGCUCACACAACCCUCAGUCUCUCUCACGUCCAGGAUAGCUUCCGCACACAUGACCUCACCAUCACGGGAAAUGAGGAGUGUUCUUACUGGCUGCCUCUGUAUGGCGGGGUAUGUUGUCGUCUGGCCGCUCAGCCUCACUGUAUGACACAACAGAUGAUGAGUGGCUGUCUGAGGGUAAAGCUUGGAGGUGAGCCACAAGGAUGGACAAAUGUCUACGGUGUUUUAAAAGGAACAAAUCUCUUCUGUUAUCAUCAAAAAGAGGACAUGGAGGCCAAAGUGGAGCCUGUCUUGACUAUUGGGAUUAACAAAGAGACAAGAAUACGGGCCGCAGAGAAGGAUCCUCACAGCAAGGCACAGAAUAUCUGUAUCACUAACCAGUAUGGAGGAGAGGAGGUGACGCACACACUCGCUGCAGACAGCAGAGAAGACACACAGCGCUGGAUGGAGGCCUUCUGGCAGCAGUUUUUUGAUAUGAGCCAGUGGAGGCAGUGCUGUGAUGACCUGAUGAAGAUUGAGCUGCCUUCCCCACGCAAGCCUGCCAUAGUCACACCCAAGCAGGGCUCCCUGUACCAUGAGAUGGUUAUUGACAAGUCUGAUGACAUCGGAACGGUCACUGACAUCCUGGCCCGUCGUAUUGAAGAGUUUGAGCUAAGGGCCCAGCUCGGAUCUCCGCCUCACUGGAUGGCCUUGUUUGAUGAAGAUCCCCCUCACACCCCUCAGCACCUGCCGCCCCACUCACCCAGUCCUCGCCUACACAGCCGCCAGCCCCGCAGCCCACGCUGCCAACGCACACCCGGCCUUCUCUCCUCCAAUGCCAGCCUGACCUCAGACAGCGACAGUCCCGCCAGCGUCAGCCCCUGUUUCCGCCAGGCAUGGUCCCCUGUCGCCUCUUCCUCCUCGGGUCGCUUCCGCCCCCGUACCCUCUCCCUGGACGCCAAGCUCUCCACUCUGCGAGGUCGGGGCUACAAUGGCUUCCGGUGCAACUGCCAGCCGCCCACGGCCAGCUCUGUGUCUCCUCGCCCCACUCAGACUGCUCUGUCCUGCUCCAGUUCAACUUCCAGCAGCAGCUCCAGCGAGGGAAGCAACAGUCAAGAGUCAGACCUGGGCUUCUCUAGACCGUCUGGUGCACGCCGCAGCUUGAGGAUCCUGAGAGCUAAGCUAGACCCCAGGAACUGGCUGCAGAGUCAGGUGUAG
Messenger RNA from Carassius auratus (goldfish), 2707 nucleotides. It is a transcript of the gene rtkna, whose product is annotated as rhotekin a. Gene Ontology annotation, cellular component: actomyosin contractile ring. Lineage: Eukaryota; Metazoa; Chordata; Actinopteri; Cypriniformes; Cyprinidae. The coding region runs from base 734 to 2707 and encodes 657 amino acids. The record is from RefSeq and is a predicted model, not a curated record. Gene Ontology annotation, biological process: septin ring organization; signal transduction; mitotic cytokinesis. The transcript has 12 exons.